AGGCAUAAACUUGGGCAGCUCUUACCGACUGAGGACGAAAACAUGGCGGCCUCCUUGCGUUUGGGUCGUCAAGGAAUUCUAUUUGGCCUGAGAUUUGCAAAGCUUAAAAAAAAUCCUGGACUUCAUAUUCGUUUCAGGACAAUGUCAGGCAGUUCUUUCAAUCGCCAUAUUUCUUUGCUGCUGUGGAUGGCUAGGUCCCAGGCUGUGGUGGCCCAGUGGGUGACAGGGCUACCAGCCCGAGGUGCUGCACCAGUCAAAGUGGAGAUGCCUGCUCUCUCUCCCACCAUGGAGGAGGGAAACAUCGUCAAAUGGUUGAAGAAAGAAGGUGAUGCGGUAGCGGCUGGCGAUGCGCUCUGUGAGAUCGAGACGGACAAGGCCGUGGUUACCCUGGAGUCCAGUGAUGACGGCGUCCUGGCCAAGAUACUGAUGGAGGAGGGCAGUCGUGCCGUGCGUCUGGGGACUCUCAUUGCCCUCAUGGUGGAGGAAGGGGAGGACUGGAAGACAGUGGAGAUCCCGCCACCUGUGGCAGCCACCCAAGCAACUCCCGCUCCGGCAGCCCCCACUGCACCACCACCACAUCCCCCCAGAGCAGCCUCCACAGGACCGUUGCGGUUGAGCCCGGCAGCCAGACACAUCCUGGACACACACGGUCUGGACCCCCAGCUGGCCACUCCCACCGGACACAGGGGCAUCAUCACCAAGGAAGAUGCCCUUAAUCUCCUGAAAAAGUUCCCUGAUUCCAAGACAACUCCAGUUACAGCAGCCCCAGUGGCAGCAGCCCCCAGUCCAGUCGCCACCCCAGCAGCUGCCCCACUUCCCCCAGGCAGCAGGCCCAUGUACCCCCCUCAAUCCAUACCUGGCAAGCCUGGAGCUCCGGGCACCUUCACAGAGGUCCCGGCCUCUAAUGUGCGGCGUGUCAUCGCCCAGAGGCUGACGCAGUCCAAGACCACCAUCCCUCACGCCUACGCCACCAUCGACUGUGACCUGGGCGCUGUCAUGCAGCUCCGCAAGGAGAUGGCCAAAGCGGAAAUCAAAGUGUCCGUCAAUGAUUUUAUCAUCAAGGCCGCUGCUGCUACGCUUAGAGAGCUGCCGGAGGUCAACGUGACCUGGUCGGGGGAGGGGCCUCAGGCACUGAACUCCAUUAGCAUCUCCAUCGCUGUGGCAACCCCAAAGGGCCUAAUCACCCCCAUCAUCACGAACGCUGCUGACAAGGGGGUGCAGGAGAUCUCAGCUAAUGCCAAGGCACUGGCCCAGAAGGCUCGAAAUGGGAAGCUGCUUCCUCAUGAGUACCAGGGAGGCUCCUUCAGUAUUUCUAACCUGGGAAUGUUUGGCAUCAGUGAGUUCAGUGCGGUGAUCAACCCUCCCCAGGCGUGUAUCCUGGCUGUGGGAACAUCAAGGGCUGUGCUGCAUCUGACCGAGGAGACCGGUGCCCUGAGCACCCAGCAGCUGAUGACCGUCACCCUGUCCAGCGAUGGGCGCCUUGUGGACGACGAGCUGGCAUCACGCUUUCUGGACAAGUUCCGUGCCAACCUGGAGCGGCCACAGCGCAUGACACUGAACUGAGAGGGGGAUGAAGAGGAAGUGAAUGAGAGCAAGGGAAACACUUCCAUCAUGAAGCCUAUUUCAUGCUUGUAAGAGAAGCGGUCAGACAGUUAAUUUAAGUUCAUUUUAACUAAAUGACCAUUGUCUAUGCACAUUUCAAUGUUAGGUGUGCUAUUGGCCUGUACAUAGUAUAUAGUCGUUUUGACUGUUUAUGACCUAUGCUAUGUCCGGAUCAUCACUCCUAAGGCUUUGGGAUGGAGGUGUGUAUGUGUACUAUUGCUGCAGAGGUCUAUGUUCUGUAGUGGAGCCCCAGACAAAUGUUACCAUAACAGGGUACGUCUCAGUUAACCUGAGGGAGAUGGGAGCUAUUCUACCACACCAUGUUGGUAUCUAAAGUGGCUAUUCCAGUCCCAUAUAUCAAGUCCCAAUGCAACGACCCAUGUCACAAUUAGUUCUCAUUCUUUCACCUGGAUAAUUCUAACAUGUUUUUGUACAUUUAUUUCGUGUUUAUUAUGGGCCAUCAAAGCACUGCAUUUCUUCUGUGAAACUCAUUCUACCCCUGACAGAGUGAGUGGCACUUUGAAAUUUCUGACUGUUGUGAUUUUUGGGUCUCCUGAUAGGUUGAGGAAAGCAAACAAGUCCACUGAUAUCUCUCAUGAUUGUGUGUAUGAAAGGUUUUAACUUAUUUAAAUACAAAUGUAGUCUAUCAUAACCAUCCCCAAAACAGAUAAAUAUAUUGACAAGGCAAACUAAUAAAUUGCAUUCAACUCACAAAAGG
Molecule: messenger RNA, 2320 nt
Organism: Oncorhynchus kisutch (coho salmon)
Lineage: Eukaryota; Metazoa; Chordata; Actinopteri; Salmoniformes; Salmonidae
Gene: pdhx
Product: pyruvate dehydrogenase complex component X
Exons: 12
Coding region: 43-1563 (506 amino acids)
Biological process (GO): pyruvate decarboxylation to acetyl-CoA
Cellular component (GO): mitochondrion; pyruvate dehydrogenase complex
Molecular function (GO): acyltransferase activity
Source: RefSeq, a predicted model, not a curated record